GCACAGUUCACGUACGUUCGAUGUUUGGCCAAGCCAUACAACUUUUUCAUGACACUCACGAACUUCGUCCUACAAACAGCAAACACACACCGCUGAAAGUCUGCCUGCCCACGCUUUAUUUUGCCUUUACCUGUUCUACUCGAACCUGAAAAAAAGUAACUAAAGGUCCACCAUGGCUCAAGUUAUCAGCGGUAAAGAGGUGUCCGCGCAGGUAAGAGAGAGCCUGAAGAAGGAGGUGGAGUCUAUGAAGGCCAAUAACCCCGACUUCAAACCGGGGCUCGUCGUCCUACAGGUUGGGGAUCGUGACGACUCUAAUCUGUACAUAAGCAUGAAGCUGAAAGCUGCUGCUGAGAUUGGAAUAAAUGCCACGCACCUGAGGCUUCCCAAAACUGCUACAGAGGAAGAGGUUUUGCACAGUGUCAGAGAGGUGAAUGAGAACUCCAGCAUCCACGGGCUAAUAGUACAGCUGCCGAUGGACUCAAUCAACAAAAUCGACACUGAGAAAGUGACCAAUGCAGUGGCUCCUGAGAAAGAUGUGGAUGGAUUAACCAGCAUAAAUGCUGGGAAGCUUUCUCGAGGAGACCUGGGGGACUGUUUCCUGCCCUGUACCCCCAAUGGCUGCAUGGAGUUGAUCAGAAAUACAGGUGUGUCUGUGGCCGGAAAGCGGGCAGUGGUAGUGGGGCGGAGUAAGAUCGUGGGCGCCCCUAUGCACGACCUCCUGCUGUGGAACCAUGCCACAGUGACCACCUGCCACUCCAAGACUGCCGAUCUGGCUGCAGAAAUUGGCAAGGCAGACAUCCUGGUGACCGGCAUUGGAAAAGCCCAGAUCGUGAAAGGGGAGUGGAUCAAGGAGGGAGCCGUGGUAAUCGACUGUGGCAUCAACCACAUUCCAGACAGCAGUAAGCCAAGUGGGAAGCGUGUGGUGGGGGAUGUUGACUAUGAGUCAGCUAAGCAGCGAGCAUCCUUCAUCACACCAGUGCCGGGCGGCGUUGGCCCCAUGACGGUCGCUAUGCUGAUGAAGAACACAGUGCUGAGUGCCAGGCGAUUCCUUGAUACCCAUAAACCAGGCCAAUGGAACAUCUCCUACACCGCGCUACACCUGCAGAAACCAGUGCCCAGUGACAUUGUGAUCUCGCGGUCCUGCAUUCCCAAGCCCAUAGACCGGCUGGCCAAUGAGAUCGGCCUGCUGUGGGAGGAGGUGGAGCUGUAUGGGAAGACCAAGGCCAAGGUCCAGCUGGAGACCAUCGAGCGCCUCAAGGCCCAGCCCGACGGGAAAUACGUGGUGGUCACCGGGAUCACUCCAACCCCCCUGGGUGAGGGCAAGAGCACCACCACCAUUGGCCUGGUGCAGGCUCUGGGUGCCCAUCUCAAGCUCAAUGUGUUUGCCUGCGUCAGACAGCCUUCCCAGGGUCCAACCUUUGGCAUUAAAGGUGGUGCGGCAGGAGGUGGAUACUCGCAGGUCAUUCCAAUGGAGGAGUUUAACCUGCAUCUGACGGGUGACAUCCAUGCCAUCACGGCCGCCAACAACCUGGUGGCAGCUGCCAUUGAGGCCCGCAUGUUCCAUGAGGCCACACAGACCGACAAGGCUCUGUAUAACCGGCUGGUUCCACUGAGUGGUGGUCAGAGGAAAUUUUCCCCCAUCCAGAUCAACAGACUGAAGAAACUUGGCAUUGAGAAGACUGAUCCCACUGCUUUAACUGAAGAGGAGAUCACCAGAUUUGCUCGGCUUGACAUUGACCCCGAAACCAUAACUUGGCAAAGAGUCUUGGACACCAACGACCGUUUCCUGAGGAAGAUCACCGUUGGAGAGUCGGCAACAGAGAAAGGACACACCAGAUCAUGUCAGUUUGACAUCACGGUGGCCAGUGAGAUCAUGGCUGUGCUGGCCCUGACCAGCAGCAUGGAGGACAUGCGCCAGCGCCUGGCCAAAAUGGUGGUCGCCUCCAGCCGCGGUGGAGUCCCAGUCACCACAGAGGACCUGGGUGUCAGUGGAGCUCUGACUGUCCUGAUGAGGGAUGCCAUUAAGCCCAAUCUCAUGCAGACGCUGGAGGGAACCCCAGUGUUUGUGCAUGCUGGCCCCUUCGCCAACAUCGCCCACGGAAACUCCUCCAUCUUGGCGGAUAAAAUAGCCCUGAAGCUAGUGGGACCAGAGGGGUUUGUGGUGACUGAGGCAGGCUUCGGCGCUGACAUCGGCAUGGAGAAGUUCUUCAACAUCAAAUGCCGUCACUCAGGGUUGCGACCCAAUGUGGUGGUUCUGGUGGCUACAGUGCGGGCCCUGAAGAUGCACGGAGGAGGUCCCACGGUGACUGCAGGCGUACCUCUGCCAAAGGAGUACUUGGAGGAGAACCUGGAGCUCCUGGAGAAGGGAUGCAGUAACAUGCAGAAGCAGGUGGAGAACGCCAGGCAUUUCGGAGUUCCUGUUAUUGUGGGUGUAAACGCCUUCAAGACUGACACAGACGCUGAACUGGACAUGGUGUGUAAACUGGCCAAGGAGGCUGGUGCCUUUGAUGCUGUGAUUUGCACUCACUGGGCAGAGGGGGGCACUGGUGCAAUGGCCCUCGGAGAAUCUGUCAGGAAAGCAUCAGAAGCACCAAGCAACUUCAGGUUCCUGUACGAUACAGAGCUGCCCAUUGCUGACAAGAUCAGAAUCAUUGCUCAGAAGAUCUACGGCGCGGAUGACAUCGAGUUGCUUCCUGAAGCACAGCAGAAAGUGGAGCGCUAUACCCGACAGGGAUUUGCCAAUUUGCCCAUCUGCAUGGCCAAGACCCACCUGUCCCUGUCACAUGACCCCGAGAAGAAGGGAGUACCCAAAGGAUUCACUCUGCCAAUCCGAGACAUCCGCGCCAGUGUAGGGGCGGGAUUUCUGUACCCAUUGGUUGGCUCGAUGCCAACGAUGCCGGGGUUGCCAACCCGCCCCUGCUUCUAUGAUAUUGACCUGGACCCAGUUACUGGGGAGGUGAAGGGACUCUUUUGAGACAUCUUCCAUUUCAUGCUCUCUGCUCUCCAGGUGACUCGUUUGGACUGCCCUCUCUAUGCCCUUAUGAAUUGGUCUCAGUGAAAUGGGAAACACUCACCUACAGCUCAGCCAUUAGCCUAUAUCUAAAAUGUGCAGAAAUGUCUUAUUCUGUCUCUCUCACCUCAAUGUACACUAAUACUGACAUAAAUAUGCACUAACUUUAAGCCACAUUUCCCUCCGCAAUAGACAGCACUGUUGGUAGAGCUACAGCUUUUUUUGUUUUGUUUCUGUCCGCAGCUUUCUGCUCCCCAGGUGACUCGUUUGGACUGCCCUCUCCAUGCCCUUAUGACUUAUUGGUCUCAGCAAAAUGUGAAAUGAAACGAUCUCAUCUCAGCCAUUUUAUCUAAUAUGUGUAUCAAUGUCUCUUCUGCUGUCUCUUUAUCUCUAGUACACUCAUACUGACAUAAACGUGCACUAACUUUAAGCGAAAUUUCCCUCCGCAAUAGACGUGUUGACAGAACUGUUGGUAGAGUUUGUGUGCAACAGGGACCAGACAUUGUGUUCAAUGUUACCAUAUGAAUUUGUGGGUUUUAUUUCUUCUUUUUUGACAACCAGUGGAACAUCAUAUGUUUUGACAUGCUGUACACGUCUUUUGACGCACAGAAAUGAAUGUCUGAAGUACCCAUAAAAGUUGUAUAUUUGAACAAAGUUGUAGCCACAUUUGUACUAAUCCUAAAUGCAUUUCACUGUGUUGUGUGUUUUGUUUGUUUAAUUGUGAUGUGAAUAAUGCUCUUCAUACAUUAAGGCUGAUGUACACUUUUGGUAUUGUUGGAAAACAAAAAAAUAAUAAUAAAAAAAACUGCUGGUUUGCAGUUUCAACUCUCCUUACUGGAAUGAA
Engraulis encrasicolus (European anchovy) is the source of this 3854-nucleotide messenger RNA. It is a transcript of the gene mthfd1b, whose product is annotated as methylenetetrahydrofolate dehydrogenase (NADP+ dependent) 1b. Gene Ontology annotation, biological process: tetrahydrofolate interconversion. Gene Ontology annotation, molecular function: formate-tetrahydrofolate ligase activity; methylenetetrahydrofolate dehydrogenase (NADP+) activity; ATP binding. The transcript has 28 exons. Bases 173 to 2974 code for a protein of 933 amino acids. NCBI's taxonomy places the organism in Eukaryota, Metazoa, Chordata, Actinopteri, Clupeiformes, Engraulidae. The record is from RefSeq and is a predicted model, not a curated record. Gene Ontology annotation, cellular component: cytosol.